AUGACAAAGAGGCUGUCUGUCAAGGCACUAGACAAUAGUCUUCGUGAUAUAAUGGAUCGAGCAGAGCUACCAUUUGGAGGGAAGACCGUGGUGUUCGGUGGAGAUUUUAGACAGGUUCUUCCUGUUGUUCGGAGAGGAUCAAGGGCUCAAAUUGUCGGUGCCUCGCUGCGGAUGUCGUACCUUUGGGAUUCUAUGCGACAUCUAAAAUUGGUGCGUAACAUGAGGGCAAAGAGCGACCGGUGGUUUGCGGAAUACUUGUUGCGUGUCGGUGGAGGGUCUGAGGAGGCGUCUAUUGAUGAUAAAAUUCGCCUUCCUCAUGAUAUAUGCAUACCGCACACUGGGGAAGAUAGUGAUCUUGAUACUCUAAUUGAUUGCAUAUUCCCUAACCUCAAUGCAAAUAUGUCAAGCAAAGAUUAUAUCACCUCUCGAGCGAUCUUAUCUACGCGGAACGACUGGGUUGAUAUGAUUAAUAUGAAGAUGAUAGGUCGUUUUCAUGGAGAUGAGAUGGUGUACCAUAGUUUUGACUGUGCGGUGGAUGAUCCACAUAACUACUAUCCUGAAGAAUUCCUUAACACUUUGACACCCAAUGGUCUACCUCCACAUGUGUUGAAGUUGAAGAUUGGUUGUCCAGUCAUAUUGCUUAGGAACAUUGACCCUGCGAAUGGACUUUGUAAUGCUUCGAUGACCGUUAACAAGGCACAAGGACAGACUAUCCCCAACGUCGGGGUAUACUUGCCGGAACCAGUGUUCUCGCAUGGCCAAUUGUAUGUGGCGCUAUCAAGAGCUACGUCAAGAUCGAACAUUAGGAUCUUAGCCGUGCCGGUUGUUGAGAAGGACAUGAACAAGGAAAAGGGGAAAGGGAAGGGGAAGGGGAAGAAGAAACCGACAAAGGAUAUAUUCACAAAGAAUAUCGUAUAUAAAGAGGUUCUAACUCCAUGA
This is a messenger RNA of Sorghum bicolor (sorghum), 939 nucleotides long. RefSeq lists its product as uncharacterized. Gene Ontology annotation, molecular function: DNA helicase activity. The record is from RefSeq and is a predicted model, not a curated record. Gene Ontology annotation, biological process: telomere maintenance; DNA repair. The transcript is spliced from 2 exons. The coding region runs from base 1 to 939 and encodes 312 amino acids. NCBI's taxonomy places the organism in Eukaryota, Viridiplantae, Streptophyta, Magnoliopsida, Poales, Poaceae.